Molecule: messenger RNA, 2407 nt
Organism: Danio aesculapii
Lineage: Eukaryota; Metazoa; Chordata; Actinopteri; Cypriniformes; Danionidae
Gene: khdrbs1b
Product: KH domain containing, RNA binding, signal transduction associated 1b
Exons: 9
Coding region: 186-1244 (352 amino acids)
Biological process (GO): regulation of alternative mRNA splicing, via spliceosome
Cellular component (GO): nucleus
Molecular function (GO): mRNA binding; poly(A) binding
Source: RefSeq, a predicted model, not a curated record
UCUCGAGCUUUUGUUCAUCUGUUUCCAACAGCACGCCGGAGAACAGGAGCCAUUGCGACUCACCACCGCGCGGUGUUCAGCAGCAAACACUCAUCCGUUCCUACAUUCAAACAGGACGUGGAUACUGAACUAGUUUCACUCCCGGACUUUCGGUGUUUAAAGCCUCAGCAACUUACAAACACAACAUGGAGAGCGAGAACAAAUACCUCCCGCAGCUGCUGGCGGAGCGCGACAGCCUGGACCCGUCCUUCACACACGCCAUGAAACUUAUAUCAGCAGAAAUUGAAAAAAUUGAGAAAGGGGAUACUGAGAAAGAUACAGAAAGCUACCUGGACCUCUUUACCAUGAAAAACAUCAAACUGAAGGAAAGGAUCCUCAUACCAGUCAAACAGUACCCUAAGUUUAACUUUGUUGGGAAGAUCCUUGGACCGCAGGGGAACACCAUCAAGAGACUGCAGGAGGAGACGGGCGCUAAGAUCUCUGUGCUGGGGAAAGGAUCCAUGAGGGACAAGAAUAAAGAGGAAGAGUUGAGGAAAAAUGGAGAACCAAAGUAUGCACACUUGUCUAUGGAGCUUCAUGUGUUUAUUGAGGUGUUUGCUCCUGUUCCUGAGGCAUACAUGCGCAUGGCACAUGCUAUGGAGGAGAUCAAAAAGUUUUUGUUUCCUGACAUGAUGGACGACAUUUGUCAGGAGCAGUUCAUGGAGAUGAAGUUUCUAAAUGGCGGUCAGGAACACGGAGGCAGAGGCCGAGGAGGACCACCCAUCAGAGGCCGUGGAGGUCUUCCUCCUCCUGGAGCACCCAGGGGUCGUGGUAUGCCCCCACGUGGAGGUGGCCGUGGCCUACCCCCUCGUGGUGGAGCCGCAAGGGGAGCUCCUGCAGGCAGAGGUGGACCAUCAGCCCAGCCACCUAGAGGAGCAGCUUCAAACCGUGCCCGUCCACCUGCCCCUGGCGCUCCGCGGAUGCCUCCACCCCCUCAGACCCAAGAGUCCUACGAAGAAUAUUCUUAUGAUGAGAGCUACGCAGACACCGGCUAUGAAUCUUAUGACAGUUACUACAGUCAGCCACAAGCAGCAGAAACUGAAUACUAUGACUAUGGACAUGGAGAGACACAGGAGGGGUAUGAAAACUAUGCUCAAGAUGACUGGAAUGGGACACCGCGUACUGCUGCUGCUGCCGGUGGAAAAGCUCCAACUCAGAGACAGACUAAACCUGGGUUCAGGGAACACCCCUAUGGACGAUACUAAGUCUGACUAGUGGAACGUCACCCAACGCGUCGCCAUGACAACUGUCUCCCAUGGCAGCUCACGCUUUAAGCUACCCGACAAAAGUAAUUGUCUGUUUGUUUUUGGCUUUGUGUUUUUUUACUCCGGACUUUAAAGAAACUCGACAGAGCGGCAUUUGAAUGCCUCAAGAAUCGACUUAACCUUUAGAAGGGAUUAGAGUUUAAACAUGGCUGUUUUUUGGUUUGAUUUGUUUUUGUUUUUUUGUUUUUGCCAAUAUCUCUUCCUCUGCUCAUACCUACCCUUGCUUUUUUGCAUUUGUCGAUGGUAAACAUUUGUUCCACAGAUUGGAAAAAGUAUUUAGUUGAAAGGUAAAGUCUAACAACUGUACAGCCACUUUUUGUGUCUCAGGACGCUACUUUAAUUUGUGUUACCUUAAAAACUCUGCUGAGGUGCAGUUGCAGAUUCCCAUGUAGGCUACAUUUCAAAAUUCUGUUUAAUAUUAGCGUAUCAAAACAACCCUAAACUUAACGUCUGUUUUGUAAUAAGGAAUAUAAAUUACUCUUGUCAAAAUGUCUUUUAAUGGUAUAUCCAACAGCCAUUGAUUAUUCAUUUGUUUUAAAUAAAUAGUCUUAAAAGCUGUUAAUGUAGAUUUUAGGCCUCGAUAAUUUUCCAUGUAUGUUUAGAGUUUUGAAAUAUAGCCCAGUUAGACGCUGUUGAGAUGGAAUGUCCUCAAAUCCUUAAUUUGUUAAAAUAAUGUCACACUUCAAAACUGUUCUGUAGAAUAAUCCAUGUUUGGCUACGUAAUGUUUAAAAGAGCAAAAAAAAAAAAAAAAAAAAAAAAGCAACAGUCAGAUUAUCAUGGAUGACGCCAUGCUAUAUAAACUGCAUGCACAAACUGCUUUAAAAAACAAAACAAAGGAUUUGGACAACAAUCUCCACAAGGGUCAUCACUUUCUAAUGUAAAGGGAUACUGCAGCUAAAACCGACUCCAUUGUACAUAAUUUUAAAAAGGAAAAAACCAACCACAUCAAACUGUACUUUACUGCCAUUUAGUAUUUGUAUCCUCUCCAUAAAAUGCAGAAUGACAUAUGUGUAAGCUUGCCUAAAUAGGUAACUAAAUCUGUCCAAAACAUGUUUUGCAGCAGUUGUCAAUAAAGCCUAGAUUGUUUUUUAUGAAACUUUAA